Ceutorhynchus assimilis (cabbage seed weevil) is the source of this 4799-nucleotide messenger RNA. The record is from the annotation of a GenBank genome assembly. Lineage: Eukaryota; Metazoa; Arthropoda; Insecta; Coleoptera; Curculionidae.
UGUAAGGAAUUGCCUCUAGUGAUGUCAGCAUAACCCUAUUUAUUUACAGUAACCUCAAAUGGACUUGUCCUGGAGACUCUGGAAAAAAACAUUCCAAAACAAAAUAGCUCAGCUCAGGCCCAAACGCUCAAACUGCGAGGCGAAUUCAAAAAAAAUGUCUAGGAUUUUGAGUAAUAUUUUAAAAAAUACAAAUAAAAUAGCUACCACUAAAUAUCUAUAUGCCCAGGUCCCCAAGGAGAAACAUGGAAGGGAUGUAAUAUGUAAGCAAGAUCUCCGAUAUUACUCUCAAAAGCUUCCACAAAGAUCUGUUAGAGAAUUAGGCAAAGGAGGACCUAUAACAUGGCGCAAUCUUACUAUAACAUCGUUAUUAGGAGGUGCUCUUCUAGGAUUCAUGUUGUACUUGAAACAUGAAAAAGAAGCAGCUCAAGAAAAAGAGAGAACUCGAAUGUUGGGUAAAGCUGCGAUUGGAGGCAAAUUUGAACUUGUUGAUAGUACUGGACAGUUGAGAACAAGUGACGAAUUUCUAGGACAAUGGAUUUUGUUAUAUUUUGGUUUCACUCAUUGUCCAGAUAUCUGUCCUGAUGAGUUAGAAAAACUGGCCAGUGCAGUAGAUACAUUAGAUAAAGAUGAAAUUGGUGUAAAACUGCAGCCUUUAUUUAUAUCAGUAGAUCCUGAAAGAGAUACCCCCGCUUUGGUGGGAAAAUACUGUAAAGAAUUUAGCCCUAGAUUAUUGGGUUUAACUGGUAAUAAGGAACAAGUGGCUGCCGCUUGUAAAGCAUACAGGGUGUAUUUCAGUGCAGGACCUAAGGACAAAGAUAGUGAUUAUAUUUUAACAGAGGCUCAAAUGAAAGCCACUACUAAGCUAGUGAGAAAUGUAUGUCAACCGAAGAACAAAGCCACUGAUGAACAAAUAGCAGGUAUGCACGCUGGAAACUGGAACUUGGAUAAAAAUGGCAUGCAAGCACCGGAUAAUACACUAGAUUUAGAAGCUGGACUGGGUGUUAUUGAAGUUCAAGCGCCCCCGUCUCUAGCGCCACAUGCCAUUGAAUCGUUAACUCACUGCAAAGAUUCAGUUAAAACUCCAAAUGACAAAUGCGUUGCUGCAAUGGAAAUAGCCAAAUGUAUCUACGAUUAUAAUCCUGCGGCCCCAUUCAAACCACCGCCACCUCUAAAGCCCGAAGUACACGUUAGCGGUAGCUCAUAUCCAGAGCAAUUGCGACACUUGUGGCUAGGGCGUGCGCACACCGACAUCGUUCUCGUCGUCGGUUCAAUGGGUUUUCCGGCUCACCGAUUCGUGCUUGCGGCCAGUAGCGGGGCGUUCUAUCGUUUGUUGACCGUGGAUUUAUUGGCACGUAGCACUAGUGAUUCUAGUAUGGUAAGUUCGCUGGGGGACUUUGCUGAUGAAACCGAAUGUUUGGUGAGGGCAGAACAGAAAACGUGUAAACGAAGGGCUAGUUGUCAAGCAUUACCGACAGCAAGAGAAUUGGAGCAUCCGGCUUUUCAGUGUAUAAGAAACGUACAGCCGGAAGGACAGACUGUAGUCACCUUAUCGAAAUUGGUGACUCCAAGUGCGAUGCAACAGUGCUUACAGUUCGCAUACACUGGCACCGUUGAUCGUAGCGCACUUAAUUUAGAAGAAACUCGUGAAGCUGCCGAAUUUUUAGAGCUGCCCCAGCUUUUAGUCCUAUUAACGAAGCACCCGUUCGUCGCACCCGAUCCUCCAGACGAGAACUACGAGCAAUUCCUAAUGAGAAGAUUCCAAGAUGUCUGUUUGGACCAAGGUCUUUUCGCUGAUGUUAUUUUUGAGCUAGAUGAUGGCGUUUGUACUGCACAUAAAUCGAUGCUGGCAGCACGAUGUGACGUCAUGAAAGCUAUGUUUAGCGGCGAUUUCCGCGAAAGUCAAGCCAAAGUGAUUGAGUUUCCAGGUGUACGAGAAUACACUUUUCAUAAACUUUUAUGUUUUUUGUACACUGAUGAAAUCCCGGCGGUAUCCGCCUCGAAGUGCGUGAAUAUUCUUGAAUUGGCAAAUCGGUUGUGUUUACCUAGACUAGUCAAUUUGGUGGAAAGGCGAGUGAUCGAGGACUUGGAGUGCCUCCAACCUUCCGAGGCAAUCGAACAAUGUUUAAGACUACUAGAACCUGUUAAGCUGCACAAUGGACAUCAGCUGGCAGACUGGUGUAUGAACCACCUGUGCAUUAAUUACAACAAACUAUGUCGAAUGUCGCCGCGAAAUCUGCGCCUGCUUCAUCCAGAUAACCAAGCAUACUUGGUUGAGCACCGAUGGCCACCCGUGUGGUAUCUCAAAGACUACGAUUACUAUCAGAAAUGUUUGGCGGAGCGCGACAAAGAGCUGAAACCAAACGAAAAAAACAACUCGGGAUGCCUCUGCUUUUCACGCAAAUCUGAGUCUGAUCCUGCCCUUUCUUCAAGCAAUCUUUGAUAUUGAUAGGGAUCCUUGAAAACUCUGGUGACACAGGGGUAAUUUAAAGAACAUUUUUGGAUAUUUAUGGAUAAAUAUUUGAUAAAUUUAUGAGAGGAAAAAGAAGUGAACUACAAGUAGGGAACUGGUUUUAAUGUUGAGAUAAUUGUCUGUUAAUCAAAAUAAUUGUGUUGACAGUUUGUUUUUACUAAUAUAAGUUAUCGAUGAGUUGGAAUCGCGGAAACUUUCUUCAAUUACCCUUGUUUCAAUUCCGUGCAGAAUUAAAUUUAUGGUUUGUCAUGAACUAUAGAACUCCGGUGCUAAGGCCAAUAAAUAUCCUCAGAACGCCUGAAAUAAGGGUACGGCACGAAGUUAGCGAUACCAUUUUUUUCAAUUUUAUCAGUACUGCGCCCCUCGCAGACCUAUAGAACUCUUCCGAAUACGAAACAAGAGCUCAUAAAAAAAGUUAGCAGAGCUAUAAUUUAGGCUCCUACUGUUUCCCGGUCGUCUUCAACAAAAUACCUACACACCAACGUCUUUCUGCCACGGAAAUCUGCAAACACUAUGAAAGGCGCCCGCGUUAUCGAUAUUUAAUUUCUAAAUUAGCGGGAAAAUGGAAACGUUAUUAGCUCUCUUAGGUAAACAAAAAUUUCCGAAAUGUCCCAAAACAAUCAAAAACGUCCAAAAAUAGCCACAUCCUGUCGAAUAAGAUAUUCUCGAAAAAAAAAAAAAAAAUUUAAUUCUCUUGAAAAGCAGUGUCGAUAUUAUAUCGAUAUCGAAUAACGUAAUCCGCGUUCGUAGGAUUUCGCCUGUAUUCAAGUUGGUACCCACAGCUUUUCAUGCGACUAUGCUUUCAAUUUUAAGGCGUAGGUACAUGCAUGUUUUCUUGUUUUUCCUAAAGACAUAUUUCUUGUAAUAUUGUCUGACAGUCAGUAAAGUACCUACUCUCCUUUGUGGAAGAAAAAGUAAAUUCGAUAUUUGAUUUUCAUCCAGUUUCUUCUUUCUUUUUUUUAGUAUUUUCCUGCCUGCAUGCCUUUAUAUUAUAAAAACCAACGGGGUUUGAACCUAUUCAGCUCUCGAGUUUUUGCGACAAAUUACUUUCAAAAUCAAUUUUUAUCCAUAAAUGUCCUACUCAAUUUAUUUGCUCCUCUGCACUAAUGGAAUCAUGUAACAAUUAAUUAUUUAUCUAUUAGUGGAUAUUUUGUGCCCAAUUAGUAGUUAGUAUAAUACUUUCUUGGCUGACCUAUUAUACGAUUGCCCAUAAAAUGGAUCUUCGGCGAAGGGAUUACUUUAUUUUGCUUUUGAUACAAAUUUUUUUAAUAUUUCGCUAGAUUUUGCUGCUUUAUUAAUCUAUAGGUACACCCAUGCCAUAUUAAAAUCAAGAAAUUUGAUUUUUUUCUCCAACUAGAAAGAAAGUUUGCGUAAAUUGUCAAUAGACGUCGAUCAAAGAAUUGUAGCUGUGAAAAUGUUUAAUAAGUUUGUGUGUUACAUGCAAAACUAUAUCUGUGUACGUAACAAUAUACAAUAUAAUAGAGUACAUGAACUAUUUGUAAAUUUUAAGGCUGUGUUGGUGAGAGUUUUAAUAGAUUCAUAUUUCCUAUCAAGAUUCCAGGCAUAUUUUGUCGUAGGUAAUGUACGAAGAUGUGGUAGUUUGAAGAAAAAUCUGUUAUUUAUCUUAAGUUUAUUGUCAAUAAUUGAAAAUGAACAAAAAUAUCAAUACUCAAAAUUUCAAAAUGGCUCAUCAGAAAAUUAAAAUAUCAAAAUGAGAAAUUAGCCAAAUAUUUAAGAGCUUAUGUGAAGUAAUGAAAAAUGGACAAGCAAUGAAAAUUUUGAGUUAGUUUCUACGAGUUUAUUUUUGUGUCAAGAAAAUGCUGAUAAUAAUUUUAACUUGGCUCCAAUACUGUCUUGAAUAUUAAUCGAGGCUAUCUAAUUUUUUUGCAGUGUACCUAGGUACUUUUACUACUUUUUUUCACCUGUCCACGUUCCUUUUCAAAUUUGAUAUAUAAUCGUUGCCAGGCAUUUAAUAAAACUUUGGAAGAGUGUUUAAUUUUUGAUGAGCUGUUUGAUGUGGACAUAAUUUAUUCUCGUGAGUAUUUUGUAGCUUAUAUUAGUUUUUAAGAUAUUAAUGUAUAAAUGAAAACAUAUAAUUGGCAUAGCUUCUCUAGAAAAAAAUAUGUUAGCCAUUCAUCAGGAAAAGUUAUGCCAAUAUGUCAAUUAUAAUCAACAAAAAAAAACUACUAGCCAGAUAACAAUCUCAAAAGUGAUUAAUUUUAUUUUUUAUAACGGCUUGCAUUGACCAAGCAAUAGAUAGUUUUUAGAUAUAUGAGGUAACUCAUGGGCUUUCUCCACUUUAUAGUAAGGAAUUUUUCGCCGUGUCUAG